Molecule: messenger RNA, 1509 nt
Organism: Brassica oleracea var. oleracea
Lineage: Eukaryota; Viridiplantae; Streptophyta; Magnoliopsida; Brassicales; Brassicaceae
Exons: 15
Coding region: 635-1294 (219 amino acids)
Biological process (GO): regulation of DNA-templated transcription
Cellular component (GO): nucleus
Molecular function (GO): DNA-binding transcription factor activity
Source: RefSeq, a predicted model, not a curated record
UUCCUUCUCUCACUCUCCACAUUCUCUCUCAUUAAAUUACAAAAAAAAAAAAGUCAGAUUAUUUUUCUGUGAAGUAAAGUGUUGCUUUACAGCUCAACUUCGUCUUCUUCCUCCGUCUUCCUCCUCGCGGAUCCAUUCUCAGGAGCCUCUUUUUGUUUCUUGAAGAUAGACAGAGCAGCUGAGUAUAUGAUACGAGGGGAAGAUUCUUCUUUCAAAUGAUUGGCAGUAACUAUAUUGUGCUUGUACGGUUCCAUGAUGGGCGCCUGUCUGAUGAACCGCUGGCUUAUUUUUAUCACGUUUCUUUGUGCACUGACCAAUGUUAAUGAAGCGCUUAGCCCUGAUGGUGAGGCGCUUGUGAGUUUUAGAAGUGGAGUUUCCAGAGGAUCCUGAUCCGUGUAACUGGAAGGGUGUGACUUGUGAUUCGCAAACAAAAAGAGUUAUAGCCUUGAGUCUUACUCAUCACAAACUAAGGGGACCUUUACCUCCUGAGCUUGGAAAGCUGGAUCAGUUGAGGAUUUUAAUGCUUCAUAACAACGCUUUAUAUGGCUCAAUACCUGCAGCAUUGGGAAAUUGCACAGCAUUGUAGGGAAUAUACUUGCAGAACAAUUACUUGUCGGGGACAAUCCCAAGCGAAAUGGGAAACUUGUCUGCGCUUAAAGAUCUAUGUACACGCACCUCUGUACAACAAAGGCUCCAGUAUAUUCAAGCUAUCCAAGAAUUGCAGGAGGAGAUCAAGUUGUUACAGAUUCCCAACGAGAAACUGAAUGGUGAGGGGCUCAAUGGUCUGAGCUACUCUGAGCUAUCUUCAAUUGAAAACAUGCUAAACCAGGGUUUAGUCGUUGUGGAAGAACAAACCGACAAGGCCUAUUAUGACUUCGCAACCAUGCAGAUUGUGGAGAGCGUUGUUAUGGGGAUGGAUUGGACUGACAAACUCGAGAAAGAGGAUUUGGCCUAUCAAGCGCGUCUGUCAAGAAGAAGAACAGCUGUGAGGAACAAGUCUAGAGAACUCCGCCUCAGCCCUCAAGACAGCCAACAGGAGCAUAGUCAUGACCAUGAAGAACUGAUGUUAACCAUCGAGUCUUUGAAGAUCGAGAAGAAGAGACUGCUGCUUUUGAGCCAACGAAUGAUUGGUAAAGAGCUUGACGGUAUGAGUUACGCUGAGCUGUAUGUGUUGGGCUUUGAUAUAACGCGUGCUCUUAUGAACGUAAUGCAAGAGAUGGACAAGAUAAAACAUGCCGCCCGAGUCAGCAAGGAAUCAAUCUCCUUGGACACAACCAUGGCUCUCUGUGACUGAACAUAAUCCUUCUUGUGGGGGCACAGGACAGAGAUUGACUCUUUUUUCUUGAAUAAUUAUAAGACUAUGUACUUAUGGUUGCUUGUGUUUUAAAAUCUCUGGUGAUGUGAUUAUAUCUACAGACUUGUGUUCUCUUUGCUAGACUCUAGACUCCAGUUUGCAAACUACGAUUAUAAGCUAUAAGUUUUUAAAAGAUAUCUGCUUCUUCAAGCCCA